Asterias rubens (European starfish) is the source of this 1530-nucleotide messenger RNA. RefSeq lists its product as uncharacterized. The record is from RefSeq and is a predicted model, not a curated record. Lineage: Eukaryota; Metazoa; Echinodermata; Asteroidea; Forcipulatida; Asteriidae. The transcript is spliced from 2 exons. Bases 199 to 1530 code for a protein of 443 amino acids.
UUGGGCCCGGUCACUCUAUGUCACAACUCUUGCAAUAUUCAGCUCUACAAUGUAUAAGAUGUGUGUACAUGUGAUGAUAGAGUUGCGACAACGUGAUAUAAUAAGCCAUUUUCACAUGCGCACACAAGGUGCCAAAAUUCUAUUUCAUAACAUUCGUACAAGUCUUCAGAGGGAUUGCAUUCCUUCCUACGUGAUGGCAUGCGGAUCACACAAUACAUUCAAAGGUUGUAUUGUUAUUCAAAUAAGUUCAUGGGGCGAUGCCCGUAUAUAAAGGCCCUGACACAAGUCGUGAGCCAUCUUUUCUUCGUGUGUAACAGCACUGCGGACAUCGAAAUGGAAAAUUCAAUUGAUUUAGAGCUCCCGUCAGACAUUGAGUCUGAGUUUCAAUGCGGCCAAGCCGCUGGUGAUGAAGAUAUUACACCAAAUGUAAGCUUAGAAGCGAAGCUUCAGGCAAACUCAACGGGAAUACAUAAGCUUUCACUCUCCAUUGCCAGCAUGCAAAACAUGCUGACGAACAUGGUAAAAAACCAACAGUCGUCUGCAAUCCCAGUCGACAAUAUGUUUCAUGAUGAUUUCGUUGGACAACAGGGUAACUGUUAUGACCCAAACCAAAUUUUCGAGCUGACCAGUAACGUGGCAGCCAGUUCUCUUUCCAAACAGGAGGAAGAUUUUGAUUUAUUGUCUUGCGAAGACAUUUAUGAGACUUCUGAAGCCAAAGGCGCAGAAAUUUUCUCAAAUUUGGCCGAUAGAGCAACCAAAGCGGUAACACUACCGAUCAAAAAGGAGAUAUAUACAAAGAUCGCAGAAAAAUAUGCGACACCGGCUAAUGCGCCGGCUGUAUCUGCCCCCAGAGUGGACGCAGACUUGUGGGGCACUAUUCCUGCAUCGGCCCGCUCCAAAGACGUGGGGACUCAGCAAAUUCAGAAACAUGUGGUCAAAGGUAUGAUUCCAUACUUCCAUAUUCUAAAUGAACUACGGGACACUGCCAAGGCGGGUACCGUAGCAGACACCGAAAAAAUCAAACAGUAUGCCCUUGAUGGCAUUACACUAUCGGGAAAUGCAUCAUAUGAAUUAAGUAUGAAGCGACGGGAUGAUUUGAAACCCUGCCUUAACCCUAUGUAUAAGGGCUUGUGCUCAAGGAGCACACCUGUGUCUGACAAACUAUUCGGACAAGAUCUAAAUUCAUCAAUGAAACAGGUUGCCGAGGCUUUUAAAGCCGGUAGAAAGCUGACUUAUUCAGAAAAUAACAGAAGUACUCAAAACCGUCGGUUUGAGCCUUACUCCCAAAGAACCCGUGGAUUUCGCCAGGGUUUCACGACUGGGCGUACCUCUGGAAACAGAACUCAACCGCGGUAUACGCAAUCCUACUACCCAAGUGGCAACCGCCGAGGCGGGAGAAAUGAUAGUGGGAAGUUUUCCCACCAUAAACCCACAGCAACAGCUACAAGUGGGCAGUUUACUGAAACAAAAAACUGUAAACCAAACUAUAAGAGAAGAGACAACAUGGUGGUUGGAUAUUCCAUGCGAUGA